Messenger RNA from Labeo rohita (rohu), 3176 nucleotides. RefSeq names its product ankyrin repeat and SOCS box containing 8 (gene asb8). Lineage: Eukaryota; Metazoa; Chordata; Actinopteri; Cypriniformes; Cyprinidae. Gene Ontology annotation, molecular function: protein binding. Bases 394 to 1263 code for a protein of 289 amino acids. Gene Ontology annotation, biological process: intracellular signal transduction. The record is from RefSeq and is a predicted model, not a curated record. The transcript is spliced from 4 exons.
AUGUGAAGAAUGGCCUCUCACACAUACAGACGCGCAUAACUAAUUCUAGCCGUAUUUCUUUCCUCAUUUCCACGAUAGAAAUGUGUUUCGCCAAAACAAACAGGCGGAUAAAUGGCGUUUUAAAAUUGUUUGUCACUUCCUCCCGUGACGUCACUGUGUUUGUGUUGAGCGCUGAAACACUGGCAGAUUAGCUACAAACCUGCAGCUGUUUUCAUUUCUUGCAGGUACCGUUUUAACACUUAAUCGUCUUCGAUUACAUACUUUACGUUUUGCGUUUGUUUUCUUCGAGCACUUACGCCUAAGAAGAUCCUGAGGAUUGUUUGUCUCGCUUUCACAGCCAUCUCAUUUUGGUGUGGCGUCACCCGGUCUGGGUGAAAUGUCCUUUAGUUCCACAUGAGCUCUACUAUGUGGUACAUCAUGCAGAGUAUUCAAAGCAAAUACUCAUUGUCGGAAAGGCUUAUUCGAACCAUAGCUGCUAUUCGCUCCUUCCCACAUGAUAAUGUGGAAGACCUUAUACGCAGGGGAGCAGAUGUGAACCGGAUGCAUGGCACACUGAAGCCCCUGCACUGUGCCUGUAUGGUGGCUGAUGCUGAUUGUGUGGAGCUUUUGCUGGAGAAAGGUGCUGAGGUAAACGCCUUGGAUGGCUACAACCGCACUGCCCUGCAUUAUGCAGCAGAGAAGGAUGAGGGUUGUGUGGAGCUGCUUCUAGAAUACGGUGCCCAGCCGAAUGCUCUGGACGGCAACAAGGAUACCCCACUGCACUGGGCCGCCUUCAAAGAUAACCCCGAAUGUGUACGUGCUCUGCUAGAGAGCGGCGCGUGCCCGAAUGUCCGUGAUUACAACAACGACACACCCCUCAGUUGGGCGGCCAUGAAGGGCAACCUGGAGAGCGUCCGUGUGUUGCUAGAGUACGGCGCUCAGGUCCAUGUUACCAACCUAAAGGGCCAAACGCCCAUUUCGCGGCUGGUGGCGCUGCUGGCUCGAGGCCUGGGCACGGAACAAGAGGAAGAAUGCCUGGAGCUUCUUUGCCGUGCCGCGGGGAGGUUCGAGAUCCGCAGGGCUGAUGGCACUUUACCGCGUGAGCUCAGUAAAGAUCCUCAGUUACUGGCUCGACUCACUAACCUCGUAGCCCAGCCGCCCUCGUUGCGAGCCUUGGCGCGCUGCGCCGUUCGUAACAGCCUGGGAGUUCAGUACCUCCCAUCUGCGGUGAAACAGCUCCCGCUUCCAGAGUCAGUGAAAGAAUAUGUGCUCCUCAGAGACUGAGCGAGAAGACUGUCCUUAAUGUGGAGGAGGUAGAUGUCUUCGGUGUAUGUGAACAUGUGAUUGUAAUCAGACUGCAAUCUAAAGUGUGUCUGUCCAUAUACAGUGUGAGGAAGUUUCACGUUUCUUUUGUUGCUACAAUGUCAUCAAGCAGACUUGGGUUGCAGAGAAAUACUGAUCUGGUAGGAGAGAGUGCAUUUAUGAACCCAUAAUGUUAAAAUACCACUCUAAUUGCAAAAAGAAGAUAAUAACUUAAAAAUAGGAUUUACCAGUAAAUCCUAUGGACACACAAAUAACACUUUAACAGCACUUAUAAGUUAUAAUUAUAUAUUAAAUUUGUUUCAAACUUCUACUUGAAAUUAGUUUUUUUUUUAUUUAUGCAGUAAUAGUUUUUUAAAGACAACUAAAACCUUUAGAUUAAAGAAUUAGUUCGCUUCCAGAACAAAAAUUUACAGAUAAUGUACUCACCCCCUUGUCGUCCAAGAUGUUCAUGUCUUCCCUCUUUAGUCGUAAAGAAAUUUUUUUUUUUUAGAAAAACAUUUCAGGAUUUCUCUCUAUUUAAUGGACUUCUAUGGUGCCCCCCGAGUUUGAAUUUCCAAAAUGCAGUUUAAAUGCAGCUUCAAAGGACUCUAAACAAUUCCAGCCGAGGAAAAAUGGUCUUAUCUAGCGAAAGGAUAGAUUAUUUUGUAACAAUUUUUUACAAUUAAUAUACUUUUUAACCUCAAACGCUCCUCUCGUCUAACUCUUUGUGAACCGUUUUUUCCCAGUCGUGAUUGUUAGGGCACGUCUUAAAACUCCGAUCUUAUUUUCUCCUCCAGAUUCAAAAUUGUCCUACAUCGCUGCAGAAGUACCAACUCAGAUUUUACAAAGUGAACAUGCAAAGGAGAUCAAACACCCUUUACUAAAAACGUUAAAAACAGCGAUGUAGUGGGGUUUUUUUGAAGUUGGAGGAGAAAAUGAGACGGGAGUUUUUAGACGUACCCUAACUGUCAUGACCGGGGAAAAAACGGUUGACAUACAGUUAGACAAGACGAGCGUUGGAGGUUAAAAAUUAUAAAAAAUAGUAUUUUUAUUUUUAUUUUUAGAAAAUAACCGGUCGUUUCGCUAGAUAAGACCCUUAUUCCUCCGUUGGGAUCGUUUGGAGCCCUUUGAAGCUGCAUUUAAACUACAUUUUGGAAGUUCAAAUUUGGAAAAUGUUUUCCUCAAAAAACAUAAUUUCUUUACGACUGAAGAAAGAAAGACAUGAACAUCUUGGAUGACAAGGGGGUGAGUACAUUAUCUGUAAAUUUUUGUUCUGGAAGUGAACUAAUCCUUUAAGUUUUAAACUUAAAUAAAUAUUAACGUUUUUGUUAAAUCAUUUUAGGAGGCUUCCCAGUCAGCAAAAGCGGGUGAAAUUUAGCUAAAAUACAGUAUGUUUGCCACAAAGUAACUUUGUUUUACAUUUGUUUACUAAUCUCUGAUAUUUUGAAGCAGAACUAUGUACGUACACUUUAUUGGAUUUCAAAUCACGAUCUGUUUCUGUCCAUCUAUCACUUUAUAAUCAAAAAUAUUUCUCUUGAAAACUACUUGGGUUAGAGUGUUGGAUUGUAUUACCUUUUUUUGGUGCUGAUGGUUUCACAAAAAAUGACCUGUGCUUUUACGUUUGAAAUGAAAACAUAGAAAACCUUAACAAGAAUAUUCUGUGUCGGUAAUGGGAAUGUUCAGUUUUAAUAUAAUGUUAGCAUGAUCGUUCCAAACGCUGGCAGACCACGAACGGGAUGUCUUAAAUGAAUUCAUGUGUCACAUCUUGUAACCCCCCACAGAUUUUUGUAGCUCUGUUUUCAUUUCUCUGUUCUAUUGCUUGAUUAAGAAGUAUGUAGUGCUUACAUCUAGUUUUAUGCAUGCAGACUAACCAGUAAAAGCCUCCAUGCAUUGUU